AUGAAUCACAUUGCACUGGAGCAUUCGCAUGGAAGAGGCUUCAGCAUUACAUGCGGGCUCAACGGCUGCAGUAAUACUUUCAAGAAGUAUGAUGCGUACAAGAAGCACGUACAGCAGAAGCACAGGGAUGUACCACCAUUGAGAAGUAGUGGACAGUCAAGGGCAGAAGACGGUACAUCCGCAGAUGCAGCGGAGCCUACCUCUGCCCAGCCAGAUGCUGAAUCAAGGUCAACGAGCACAAACCGCAAUGAAACGUGCAGCCCUACGGAGUACAUGAGCAACAUGUUCAACAAACUGAAGAGACACCUUGUUCUGUUCAGCUUGAAAGUGACUGAAAAACAUAUGCUUCCAACAUCUGUGUGUGAAGGUAUAUUCAAGCACAUGAAAAUUCUCCUGGAACUACUUUUAGAAGCAUUUAGAACAUAUCUUGAAAUGCUCAUGUCAAGUGACAGGGUAACAGUGGAUCCGGGUCAUGAUGUGUUAUCAGCGUUGUCGAAUGACGCGAUUGACAUGACAUGGGACGUGAUUAGCUCUGAGCAUGUACGACUGAAGUACGUGAAAGACAACUUUCCUUUCGUCCAGCCAAAAGAAAUCAACUUGAAUGAGAACAUCACUGGUCGGUCAGGCAGGCAUGUGGUCUAUUAUGUCCCAAUUCAGGACUUACUGACAAACUUAAUGUCAACAGACUUGGGUGAACACAUUCUCUCAGCACUGCCCAAAUACAGUAAAGAACGCUCAGAUGACCACGUCUUCAGUGACGUCUGUGAUGGAGACUUUGUGCGAACCCGUACACUGAUUCAGGAAGGUGUUGCUCGAACUCUCCUCUUGUUGCUCCACACUGAUGAAUUAGAAGUGGUGAAUCCUAUUGGCGCAGCACGUGGUGCACACAAACUUCUUUUUGUGUAUGUAAGCCUGCUUGAUUUGCACCCAAGAUACAGGUCCAGACUAAGCUCAAUAUAUCUUGUUCUUAUCGUCAAGUAUGCACUUCUGAAAGAGUACAGCCUCCACAGAAUAAUGGAGCCACUAAUUGCUGACCUUAAUUCCAUCCAGUCAAAUGGAUUUGAUGUUAUGUUGGAUGGCUCACCUGUUCACUUCAAAGCAACUGUCAUCGGAUUUUGCGGCGACAACCUGUCUCUGAACAGGCUCGGAGGCUUCACUUGUUGCUUCACUGCAGGUCGCGUGUGCCGUCACUGCCUUGCGAGAAGCACUAACCUACCAUUGCUAACAGAUGAAUCUCGCUGUACAUUGAGGACUGCAGAGGCACACAACAGUCACAUAUCUGCUGUAGAACUGAGCCCAGAAAAUGUAAAGCUCUAUGGAGUGAAGGAACGGUCCUUCCUGCUUGCACUUAGUGGAUUUGAUGUCACAAGCCAGCUUCUCCCAGACAUAAUGCACGAUGUGCUAGAAGGAGGCAUAAAUGUUGUCCUCAAGGCUGUGCUAAAUUCUUCGCUGUCUUUGAAGGUGCUGCUGAAAGAGCACUUCAGUGUGAUAGACAACUUUCAGUAUAAGCAUCAUGACAUGCACAACAAGCCUGUGGCCAUUUCACUCAUGAACACUGGAAAAGUACAGAGUAUAAAAGGAACAGCAAGCCAAAAACUAUGCCUUUUCCGUCUUCUACCACAACUGCUUGGUGAUCACGUCCCUGAAGGAAACACGGACUGGGAUAUUUAUCUGCAGUAUCGUGAAAUUGUAAACAUUCUUUUAUCCGACAGGAUACCUGUUGACUGCGUCAGCUAUCUUGAAGUGCAGAUAGCCUCAUUUCUGAGAGCGUUUGUUCAACGGUACCCAGAGGUGAAUAUUACACAAAAGUUGCACUACCUGAUUCACUAUCCUAGGUACAUUUCACUCUUUGGGCCUCCUCGCAACUUUUGGUCAAUGCGAUUCGAGGCCAAGCACUCUGCGCUGAAGACAAUUGCAGUUCGUUCAAGAAGCUUCCUCAAUGUUGCAAAGACUCUGGCCACAAGGGUACAGCUUGGACAGUGCUAUGAUGCCAUGUCUCCAUGCACAAAUGACGGCCUUGAAGUUCCAGUGAUGAAUGAUGUACGGUGGGAAGAAUUGCCUGAUUUAGUGAGGGAGAGUUUUGUCUUGCUGCCAGAACCGGACGAGAGAAUUUUUGAAACGAGAUGUGCCACUGUACAUGCAAGCACAUACAGAGAAUGGGACAUUUUGUGUGCUGGUUGGGAAGCCGAAGCACCAAUGUUUGGCAAGCCUAUCAAGUCGUUUUCACAGAUUCUUCUAUGCAGAUAUCCCCAGGAGGUGAGCACAGCCAUCAACCAAAUAGAUCUCUACAAGUACAAGAACCUUCAUGAAAUAGUGCCACAGUUUGAGUUGUUUGAAGCAUAG
Messenger RNA from Ornithodoros turicata, 2343 nucleotides. RefSeq lists its product as uncharacterized. Lineage: Eukaryota; Metazoa; Arthropoda; Arachnida; Ixodida; Argasidae. Bases 1 to 2343 code for a protein of 780 amino acids. The transcript is spliced from 2 exons. The record is from RefSeq and is a predicted model, not a curated record.